This is a messenger RNA of Oryzias melastigma (Indian medaka), 2890 nucleotides long. RefSeq names its product TSC22 domain family protein 1. Lineage: Eukaryota; Metazoa; Chordata; Actinopteri; Beloniformes; Adrianichthyidae. The record is from RefSeq and is a predicted model, not a curated record.
AUAAACAACUAAGGAAAUUAUGCUAAAAGUAGGUUAGAAUAGUCCUUUUAUAGUAGCAGCUUCCAAACAGUGGGUUCCCAGAAAAAUCAAAUAAACACAACCCAGAGCUUCGUGUGGCGUUCAUUUUGUGAUCUUUUGUUAGACAGGAGAGUUGUUCUUUUGAAAAAACACGUUUGUAAUAUUUUUUUAAACGAAUAUAUACUUAACCUAAAUAGGUGAUAGUACCUGAAUACGUUAUAAACAAUUCAAUAAAACGUAUUUUGCUAUAGCGACAAAAAUAAAUAGUUAAAUAUCAAGUGUAUGACAUGUAAAUCGUCUAAAAUCCAAUUAUGUUAAGGAACGUAAACGCACCACAGAUCAGAGGUUGGGGGGAAAAAAAGAAAAAGAAAAAUGGGCGGGCUCGCGCAUGCGCGCCAGCAGUGUUUGCAUUCCCUCCCCUCCCUCCAGAGAAACUGACGUCCCGUUAGUGCCGCGGCUGCUCACCGGCAGUGAUACAGCAAUACACGGUCGCGCUCCACCAUGGAAUUAACCAUUUUUUCACGACAAACACACGACUAUUCACCGGACACCGUCGUUUAUUCUCACUAAAUGACUUAAUCUUUUUAUUUUUUGUCGUUUUUUGGUUUCGGUGUCGUCGGUCAGAAGAGGAAUGGAUGCGACGGCUGGUUUCCUGCGACACAGAGCGGUCAGCUAAAAGGUUUCAACAUAUAUAUAUAUUUUAAAUAGUACAAAAUAAUGUUAUUUAUCGCAUUUUUUAACUGUUUGCUUUAAGUAAAAAGCUAAAGUUCUGAGUUAGGGUUGGUAAUCGCUUCUGCCGACCCAGCUCGCAGCUAUCUACAACCUAGCUAGAAUUGUUGCAGUCCAACAGUAUUUAAUUUCGCUACAUUAAAUAUGGUUGUCUAAGCUUUCCGAUCAUGGAUUAAUAUUGUGAAGUGGAGCGCCACCUGUAAGCUCGUGUUUCGCCUCAAAGCUUCUUUGUCUUAUUUUUUUUCCUCCCGUUUUAAGGACAUAAAUCAUAUGACUUGCCACUUAUGGCUUCGUAGUAUCGCGGUACUGCAGCUAACUAGCCUCUAAGUUAGCUGGUUGGCAGAUAAUCGUUUGCAGCUUUGUCGUCCUGAGAAACCCGACCAAGAUGCACCACCAGCAGGACUUAUCCGGGGAGUCGUCGGGCUCCGGGAGCCGCAGGACGUCUUUCCACUUCAGGAGGGGAAGCAGCGGGGCGCCCGCCUCUGCUGCUGCUGCUGCAGCCGGCGGAGGUGGAGGGAACCCGGCUGAGGACAGCCCGGCUCAGGCCGGAUCCUCCUCCCCAGCUCUCCAUCACCAGAGUCAAGGAACUCAGGUGAAGAAGAAGAGCGGCUUCCAGAUAACCAGCGUCACCUCUGCUCAGAUCAGUGUGAGCGGGAAUAACAGUUUGGCGGAUGACACUGAGAGUUAUGAUGACAUGGACGAGUCCCACACUGAGGACCUGUCCUCGUCCGACCUGCUGGAUGUGUCCGUGUCAAAGGCCACGGACAAAGGAGUGCCGGAGAGAAGCUCCUCCGACGAGACCUUGAACAGUCUCCACGGGGUGGACACACCUGGGCUUGUGUCGCCCAACGAGCCGCUGCAGCCUCACAGCAUCCUUCAGCAUCACUCGUCUUUGGUGAACGGGGCCGUGCACCACCCGUUCUACCCUCAGACCAGCCACCAGCACCACCACUCCGACAGCUUAGGCGGAACUGAACCGGCCACUCUGCCAGUUCAACCCCUGGGUAGCUCCAGCCCGUCUUUACUCUCUAAAGCUGGUCCCAGCCAGACCCAGAGGCCGGCGGCGUUGGAUGGCUCCAAAUCUUUAGUCGUGGUGGGACAGCAAUUAACCCCUGUCAUUGGGACUGAUACAAACAUAAAAGGGGGCGUGACUAUUCCGAGUUCAUCCGCUGCCCCAGCGACGCUUUCAAGUUUGGAGCCGGGGCAACUGGCUUCGGGAACGGGCCACGGCACUCAGACGCAGCACACACAGACGGCCACGGGCUCCCGCUUCCGGGUGGUCAAGCUGGACACGAACUCUGAGCCGAUUCGGAAAGGGAGGUGGACGUGCACGGAGUACUACGAGAAGGAGGUUCCGCAUCCGGCGCCGCCCGAGGGGCCGAAAGCUGCAGACGCGGCCGCCGAGACUGAACCGGGGAACGCCGGGAUAAGCCCGGCUAUUCCUGCCAUGCAGCCGCCUCACACGCUGCAGCCGUACCAGCCUCCAAGCCAAGACUUCACCAGCCCACAAGCCAUGCAGAGCCCCCCCCAGACGGCGCCUUUGAACUACAUUUCACCGCAGGAGGUUGUCGGGACAGUUCACCUCCAAAAACCAGCCGUGGUUCCUGCAGCUGCACCAAAGAUCGAUGGAAGUCCUUUGAUAAUACCCCAGCAGUUGCCCUACGCUGUUGACCCACAGGGAGGAUACCCCCCACCUCAACUGCACCCCAGUGGGGUAGUACCUCCAGGUAGCAUCAGGCAGCCGGACUUUAUCCAACCCACCGCUCCUUUCCAGACGCAAGUGCAGCCUCCGCUCCCCCAUCCGGCGGCGGGAAUCCCCGUAACCCCAGGGGUGGCGGUCCCGCCCCAGCAGCCAGUGAACAUCACGCAGCAGCUGCCACUUCAUGGUCAACUGCCCCAACCGGCUCCGGUGGCUUUUGCCGCCAGUCAUCCACAACCACAAAUCCACCCCUCGUCCCACGGGAGCCCCUACAUGCCCCUGACCGCCCUGCAAGCCGACCUCAAGCCCCUCCUGGCGUCGGGGGUGAGCAUCCCCCACGUCCCUGCAGGAGGGAGCUUGGUGAAGAGCUCCCAGCUGGAGGAUGCCCAGAGGCUGCUGCUCCAGCACCAGGGCCUGCUGGGCCUGCCCAGGCUGGGGGUGGCG